Fusarium subglutinans is the source of this 462-nucleotide messenger RNA. RefSeq lists its product as uncharacterized. The coding region runs from base 1 to 462 and encodes 153 amino acids. Lineage: Eukaryota; Fungi; Ascomycota; Sordariomycetes; Hypocreales; Nectriaceae. The transcript has 3 exons. The record is from RefSeq and is a predicted model, not a curated record.
AUGACUACAUUCACCAAUGUCAAUCAGUCCGUAGCACUAAACAACAAUGUUGCUGGUCUGUUUCUUAUUUUCAACCCGCCCCCAUAUGGUAAUCCCGGCCAAACAAAUGGGGUGAAUACUGGUAUUUUUCCUGGUGUCUUGUGCCUUCCGGAUAUAAAUCCGUAUUUGGGGGCAGCCGGCAACAUCGCCAACGUUGGAGUGAUUUGGAGGGGUCCUUUCAAUGGCCAGGUCUCCCUACAGAUUCUAAACAAUGGAACUGAGGGGGCUGGUGAACCAAGUCAAACUGAAACCUUCAUGGUUGGCAAGUGGUCGGAUCUAGAUAUUGGAGCCCUCGAAGAAGCUGCAUCUUCGAUCCGUAAGACACUAAAUGGCCCCGACGGCGUAUCUGAUGAGAUUCGCGAUGCACUCGCUAAGGCUCUUGACGCAAUUGAAACUGAAUUGCAGAAGAAGUUGAGUGGAUAA